Formica exsecta is the source of this 8566-nucleotide messenger RNA. RefSeq names its product cytokine receptor (gene dome). The transcript has 13 exons. Lineage: Eukaryota; Metazoa; Arthropoda; Insecta; Hymenoptera; Formicidae. The coding region runs from base 656 to 5227 and encodes 1523 amino acids. Gene Ontology annotation, molecular function: protein binding. The record is from RefSeq and is a predicted model, not a curated record.
CAUCGCCGUGUGGUCGUCCGUUCCCGUCAGGUUUACAACACUGGCGAUUGAUCGCGCACACAUACGUGUUUUCCUCAGAAUGCCCGUGUCACGUAUACUGUUGUCGUAGGGUUUCCGUACCGCGAUUCAGCCGAGAACGUAAACAGAACCAUUUUCUCCGUCGCUCGGGAUAUGAUGUGGCGUCGGGGAUUUUUCAGGCCGAAGUUCGUCGCUGCCUGAAGUCGUGCGCGCGUGUGUUAGUGGGAUAAACUGUGGUGGAAAACGUCGUGUCGCAUACUCGAUCCGGAUCGCCGUUGAGUGGUGUGCGUGUGCGGGAUACUGUGCGAAGUGCGAACGCGCUAAUCAUUGGUCGCCGCUCCAGGCUCGGCCCGUUGCGUGCGGUUCGCAUUCUUUCUCUCUCUCUCUCUCUCUCUUUUUCUUUAUAUAGCCGACCUUCCCUCCGUCUCUGUUUUUCCCUCUCGUGCGCGCUCGCGUUCGCAGUUGCCUAGGAUAUUCCCGAUACCCGAGACGGGUUCGCGUGCGCGAAUCGCCCACAGUUUUGUGCAUUCGUGCAUUGGCGCUCCGGUGGCGAUGAGAGAUCCCGGAUCGGAACUGCAUCGAAUUGAAAAUACAAAAUAUUGUUUUUAAUACCUCCAAUAUACGAUGUCUGAGAGGGAUGCCUAAUAAAAUGAAUCAAUGUUUAUCCUACGGACCAGACAUUGCGUCGAGGCGUGUUGGGUGCCGAUGUGCGUCGAAUAUAUCUAGUAUGUCAAGAUUGCCGUUUCCGGUCGGCGAUUUCGUGAUGUACAACGACAAUUGUGUUGCACCUAGAACCGAUAGUGUCGUUUUGUCCGAAAAAGAGGAAACCAUCACGACGACUUCAGAAAACGAAACAAAUAACGCGGCUCGCUUGUCGCAAAACACUUUGCCGUCUCAUAGUGCCUGUCCAGCUGAUCAGUGCUCGAGUGAAGAAAAUGAUCGUCCUACGUGUAACUGUAAUUGUAUAAUAAAUCACCGAAAUCAAAAUCAUAUACAGAAGAAGAGUGCGAGAAGAUACCUUUACUUGUGUAUAUCUUCGACAAUGAAAUGCUAUUUCAAUAAAAUAUUUCGAUUAUCGAUUGCACAAAGACGAGACCAUUCAUGGGGAAUUAGAUGGAUAUUUAUUGUCUUGAGUUGUCUGUUCUUGAUAGUGAAUGCAGCCAACGAAUGUGCAAUUGGAAUCGAAACACCAGGAUGGACAGUACCGCGAGGUGACAUUAUUAUCAAAUAUGGUAACCCACUACGAAUUAUGUGUAUGUUAAAUGAAACAUACGUAACUAAACAUUUCCCGGGUAAAAACUCUUCGAACCUCAUCUUCUUUCGCAAUGAUAAAAGGAUGGAACAGGAAUACAUUACUGUAAUCAAUAGAACAACAAUAAUGUUGUACAAUGAACUACCACCACCUGGUGAUAAUAUGUAUUAUUGCCAAUUGAAUCUAUCCGGCAAAGACGUAGGUGUUUGUCUGAAUAAAGUUGUAAUUGGAUAUGAACCUAAAGCGCCAAGCAACUUUACUUGUAGAUCCUAUAAUUGGGAGAAUAUCACAUGCACAUGGGAUACGCAAAAAAACUUCAUCCAGACAACCCACGAAUUAAUGUUUAAAUUCAAUGGAGGUAGGCGAGGAGCGCGAAGAUUCUAUCCUUGUCCUGGAGAAUAUACGAAGAAGAAUUCAUGCUCUUGGACUCAAUAUAGCAGUCCAAUGUACAGGCAAACGUACGAAAACUAUACGUUUGUAAUGUACGUUCAUAAUCAGUUUGGCAAUGUAACCGACAUACAUAAAAUCGAUCAUUUUGCUCAAGUUAUCCCUGCGAAACCCAUGAGUCUUUCGGUGAUUAACAAAACGUCGAAUAGUGCAACAUUGUGUUGGGAACUCCCCUUCCCGUUACAAAAUUUUCCACCUGGUGUAAUUCAUAAAGUUAUGUAUCAGAAUCAAUGGGAUCAUAAAAAAGAUUGGAAGGUUAUCAUUAUUGAUACGGAACCUCGUUUGAAUAGGAGAUAUUUCAAUCUUACCGGAUUGGAAUAUGCUAAUACUGUGUACGAUGUUCGCGUUUUUUUAAGAAGCGCCAAGGCCACAGGAGAGAAUAUGUAUAGUGAGCCUGGUGUUGUUACAUUCAGGACAUUACCAACGUUACCUAGCUUUUCUCCGCGAACCGAUAUUGGUAGCUUCGAAAUUGUCGAGAACAAUGGGAACAGGGACAUAUAUUUGUAUUGGCAAAUGAUACCGCAAUACUUAGAGAAUGGUGAUAAUUUUAAGUAUCAGGUCAAUUAUGUGGAAGAGAAUGGUCAUAAAAUAACUCUCGAACCGAUCGAGACGACCAAGACAUAUGCUAAGUUUAAGGGACUUACCUUCAAUAAUUACCGGUUUAAGAUUGCCUCGAUGAAUAAGGUCGGCAUUAAUAAAAAUUAUACGGAAAUAGUAAUACCGAGUCGAGAUGAGAUGCCACAUGAACCGAUAGCGUUCACGAAAAUGGCUUUCGAAGGAGGAUUGUACGAAUUGUCUUGGAAGCCGCCAAUCAUGCAUAAAAAUAUCGCAAAUUAUACCAUUUUUUGGUGUGAUAACGAGCGCGAUCGUCCUUAUCAGUGUACAGGUUAUUUGAACUGGACACAUGUAUCCAUGAAUACUACGGUCUACAAUAUAACCGUACCAGAUCCGGACAAGGUGUACCAAUUCGCGAUUUCCGCGAAUACGAAUAAGGGCAGUAGCGGCAUGAUAUGGUCGUCUUGCACGGUGAUUCAUACAAAGGUGCUCGGCAAAAUGAAGUCCGUAUGGAUUAAUCGUAUUGGAUCGGAUUUCAUCGAAGUCGGAUGGAAGCUUGACUGUUCAGAUCGCAUUGGGAUCGUCGAAGGAUUCAAGAUUUAUUACUGUCCCAUCGUGUCGCCAUUAGAUACCAAGUGCAAGGGACCCAAGCUCAAUGUCACCAUCAAAUCCUAUCCACCCAUGAUAAGCGGUAUUGUCAAACACUUGACGCCCUAUACUACGUAUAUGCUGGGAGUCACAACGGUGACCAAGAACGGCGAGAGUCAGCCGAGCGAGCCCUUAUAUAACACUACUCUUGAGGCGGCACCCAGUACUUCGCCUUUGAAUGUAAAAGCCAUCAAUAUCACCAAUACGACGAUGUUUAUUACAUGGCAGUCACCGCAGGCGAUGAACGGCGUGCUCAGAUAUUACGAAGUUCACUAUAAUGAUUUCAUGAAAAAAGUGGAAGAGGGGAAUAGUACUAGAUUGACAGGCUUAUUGGCAUACACUGAGUAUAACAUUAGCGUUACCGCCUGUACCGUGGCGUGCAGCGAGAAAUCAUUGAUGAUAAAACAGCGUACGAAGAUUGGUAUUCCCGAUAAGAUUGGCGUACCAAAAGUGCGCUUCAUGAACUCGAGCCAAGUGAUCGUCACGUGGCAUCUACCACAAUAUCCUGCCGGUCCGAUAGCUUAUUACGAGAUAGAGAAUAGUUCUGGCGAAAUUCAUAAUGUUACUAAACUGGAAGCGCAACUGUCCAUCCCUGAUUGCAAGACUACGGAUCAAGAGGGACUGAACAAGUUUCGGGUUAGAGCCAUUAACAUUGGCUCGAAUAAUGAACGUUUGACGGGACCCUGGUCCGAAACUGGGGAAGGAAAUUGUUAUAGUAAUGGACUAUCACAAGCAACAGCAAUAAGUUUAUGGGUUGUUGGAGUUAUCCUCCUGGUAGCAGUCACUGCAUGCUGCGGAUGUGGGGCAAAAAGACUGUGGUUGAAAUAUCAAGAUAUGCAAGAUAUUGAAGUGAAAUUACCGCCUGGUCUCACUUCAAACAUGACGCUGCUUCGCAAGGACGGCGGACCACAUAUACGACAGCCAUCUGCUGAUUCGAGCGGCUGUUCGAGCGGCCAAGAAUCUGUCACCUCAUCGCUCACAACGACCGAAUUUCAAAUUUCCAGCGAUAGCGGUACUGAGGUAGAUCCAGUGCCUACGUCACCCGAUAAGCUGCUCGAGACUCUGUCAAACUGGGAGUCGAAUUCUGCCAGUUUGCGACAAAGGAGCGUUUCACGAGGACCGGAGACUACGUCCCGCUGUAGGGAGUCGUAUGUCCCAGUUAAAACCGGCGACUCGAAUCUCAAUGAGAUUCUAUCUCUAGCGCGAUCCACUCCAAAUUUGGCAGACAGUACAGGCAAUACAAUGACGCCGCAGACAUGGCCCAGUACCGGUUACAUCAGCAUGCUGUCUUCCGAGGAUUUGUCGGGUAAUCCGAGCCCUACGUCGCGGGGGAAUACUGUUAUCAACGCCACCGGCUGUUAUAGCGUUGUCGGUAUACGUCGUAUACGAAUGCCCGUACAAGCCACAUCUGAAGAAGACGGUGACGACGGUAUAGACAAUGCAGGAACCGUACAUGACACCUUGAUAUCGAACAAACAGGGAACGAAGCUCAUGCAUAAUCUGUAUCUGCCACUUGUCAUGGGCAAAAAGGAAAUGUCAUCGAAAGCUAAUGCUUUCAAUUUGGACAAGCUGGGCACUUUCAUUGAAUCGGACAAAUCCGAGGAAGAUGCAUUGAUGUCGCAUCUUACUACUUCCGACAAGACGAUGACGUCCAAGCCGUUUUUUCAGCCUACUCUGAUAGACACAAUGCAUAAACCGCUCGCUCUGCCGAGCUCGAUCGAGCAGCCCGAGAAGAGUAACAUUAGCAGUUCUUUUGCGUCGACGUCUUUCCCGGAUUCUUCCAACGAGCCGUUUGUAUCGUCAUUCGUGAGUCCGACAUUGCCUGUCUCGUCAAUUUCGUUAACCGACACCGCCUCGACCUCGACCUUGACUUCGACGAACCCACAUGUCAGUGAUCAAAGAUCGGCACUCUCUGAGACAUCGAGAUUUUUGGUGUCUCGCCCUAAGGACAAUAAUGAAGAAACGUUGAAGAUGUCUCACGCCUCGCACAAUUCGACGCCAAGUGAAAGCUCCUCUGAAUCAUCUGUGAGUUCUAUGCAUCAGAUGUUACAGCAACAGCAAGAGAAUAUGGAGUUUCCAUCCAUAAACAUAAUAGAAGAGAUUCAAGAGAUGGAAGUCGAGGAAGAUUCCACGCCGACCGUGAGGCUAAAUUCGCACAUUAUACAACCAAUCCUCAUAAAGCAUAAAGAGAACUCUGACUAUGUUAUCAUUGCCGACCCCAGUACAAUACAUCAAAAAACAGCAAUCAACCAAUCGGAUGAGCAGUACAGCAAAGUGACGGUUGUACCAAGUAGUACGAUGCAGUGAAAAGAGAAACGCACUUUUGUCGUGUUUCCUUCUUUUUUCUUGUGAAGAUGAUUUCACCAAUUGCAUAGAUGAACGAAAUAAGUUACAAUGGUAAGGUAAGAUUUAAUAAGAUAAGAUAUUUCGCAUACAUAUAUGAUCAUACGAUGAUAGGAGACUGCAAUAUUGCAUGUGUGUUAAAACGCAGAUAGCAAUGAGUUCUUCUGCAAUUAUAAAAGAAGUUAAGAAAGGAUGUCGGGAAGCGAAAUCUUUAAUGCGAUCCAAAGAAAAUAAUAUUUGGAGGAAAUUCAAUCCUCCGUAGAUUCAUAAUAUCGUUGUCUUGAAACGAUAUGUUUUAUUCUUGCGUCAAGAUCGAGAUUAAUGAAGAUGAGAUAUAAUCAAAUGAAAGAGCGCGCUGGCUUGGGACACCGACAAGAUAUCAUUAAAGACCGAUGAUCUUAUAAGAUUUAGCGUGAUUGGAAAAAAACUCGCUGCGCACUCAAAAUCUCGCCAUUGUAGGUAAGAAAAUCUUUGCAUUGUCGAUGAUACAACAGUAAUUUGGUACAAUAAAAUGUUUAUUUUGUCGUUCUUGAGGCAAUUACAUAAAAGAUCAAUACAUUUUCGAUAAUAAAAUAUUAACUGGAUGAACUAAAAUAAUUGCAUGAAUUUAAAUAACUCGUAUCUAUCUUCAAUAUAGUCAAAACGGCCGAUAAUGUUAUCAAUCUUUUAGGGGAUCAAAAAAAAAAAAAAAUAAAUAAAUAAACAAUAAACAAUUAUCUCCGGGUCUACCGGGCCCACUUGGUAGUCACGAAAAUUUACAUAGGGUCAACGGUCUUUAAUAGUAUCUCUUCGUUGUUCGAGAUCAAUUAGGACAUUCAUUUCUUGCUAAAAAGUUUCCAAUAAACUUAAACGUUUAAAAAAAAUUCUUUCUUAAACAGUUAUUAUCGUAAAACAGGAUGUUAUGCACAAAAUACACAAGAAAUAUAUGAUCUAUAGAGUGUUUUAAAAGUAAUUUCAAGAUAAAAUUAUCUAAGAAAGUAUUUUUCUAUACAUAUAUUGAAAUCUUGUUCCUAAGAAUUAGAUUUCUUAUUCCCCUUAUCCCAAGUUAGUGCUUCUCUAUUUGAUUGCAUCUUGUGUAUACAAAUAUUUAAAACUUUAUUUAACCCAGCAAAAAUUCUUCGCACUGCAUGCGAUUAAUUAAGGGUUAAUGUUGUUUCUGUCGAUGAUUGAUUCUCAAACUUCAUUGCGUCCAUCAUCGCCACUAUGAAAGCAACAAAUGUAUACAAAUAUUCUUCCGAACGAUCUCUCGAUACUGCUGUUAACGAAACAUCUACAAUGCACUUGCGGACAUUUUCAUUCAUUUUGCGUCACAGAAUUAUGGUUGCUCAAAAAGAAGCAAAAGUGAUACGUUUGAAAUUACUGCAACUACAACGACAAGAAUAACAUCAAUUUUUUUUAUAUAAAUUUUCUAUUUUUUUAAUUCAGACGCACACAAAAAACUUUGAUGAAGUUUUUUUUUUCAUCUACAGGUAUUGAGUGUGUUCAAAAACUGAUUCAAUUCCUUCGCUUGUACAUAUGAUUUAUCUGUUGUAGCCUUCGAUACUUCUCAUUAUCAUAAAUAUCAAUCACGAGUAAAAUUGUAUACAAUAGAGUAAGAAACUUUUUUUAUAAUAGCAUUAUAUUACCGUAUGUACAGUAUAAAAGCAAGGACAGGAUCAGGGAUGAUAAAAUAAGACGAGUGGUAAAAAGCGUAUACCAGUAUUGCAUUCUAUGGACGUCGUAAAGUAGGCUGCAAUGCAGCUAUGUUAUUCUAAACCCCCGUUAAAACAUAAAAUAUACCAAGACACUUAUACUACGUAAUAUGAUUUCCUAAUAUUAUAUUAAUUCUAUAAAAUGUUUUUAUUGUUUCCAAUUUAGGAUGAGAUAAAAUGGAGGAUAAGUGCUCUUAAAAUUCGUUUUAAUACUACGUUCUCGGAAAACAAAAUAAUAUUUGAUCUCUUAAACAAAGUUAACAAGCACGUCCAUGCUUUGCAAUUAUCCCGAAUAACGCGUUUAAUUGUGUGCGAGACAUCAAAUAAAGUACCUAUAUAACUCGCGUAUAUUCGGGCAUAAGUUAAUUGUGUGAAUAAUGCGCAAACGGCAACUGGUCUCACUUUCAUAUUACCGGGACUGGAGGAAUAUAUAUCUGUGUAUAGUAUACACAAGUAUACACGUACUUUAAGCUAGUCAGUGAAACGAGUUUGUUUCGCUCGCAGACCUUACAAUCUCUUUUACAACCUCUUUUACAAUCUGCAAUUUUUCAACGUACAUUUCACAGAUUUUGAGAUUGACAGAAUUUUUAUCAUCUAAUAUCUAAUAUAAGCGAAGAAACAAACUUGUCAAUUAACCAUCUUUUUUUCUUUUGUUCUUGAGUUUUUUGUUUUUUUUUUUGUUUUUUGUUUUUUUUUUCUCCGUGAAUUUCACACCGCUGAACGAAAAGAAAUAACGAAUAAUCUUUUAAUGAGAUUUAUUUUGAUCCAGCAUGCACGAAUACUAUCUUUUUAUAACAGCGUUAUGCUGAGAUCUUUGCCGAGCCGUAAAAGAAUUCAUUAGAGAAAAGCUCUGCCGAAGAAUUGUCGGAUAUUUGUCUAUCGUUGUUAUAGAAUGAGAUUUUGUAAACGGUAAUAUUACAAUUUUUAACAAAAUUUAAUAAAAGAGAAGAUAGAAAAUGUAAAUCUAAUGAGAUAGAGAUAACAUACAUAUAUAGUUAUAUAUAUAUACAUAUAUAUAAUUUAAUUAAGAGAUAGCAACCACCGAAGUUACGUCCGUAAAAAGUUUGCUAUAAGAAUUAUAAUAUUCUAAAUUAUGCAAAUAGAGAAAGGCCUGGAUCAUUUUGAAGGUGUUAUUGUUAUUUUGCAAGUUCAAACAAUUUCUGCCGUUUGGUCAGAUUUUGUUGUUGCAAUUAUGAGAUGAGGAGAAAUGAAAUUAUCUUGUUUGUUCUUGCGAAAUGAUACUUACGAGAUUUCGCGAAUGCAUAUUCGCGAAGUUUCCCAAUUAAAAACGAGCUUACUCGUACAUUAUUAUUAUUAUUACUAUAAGAGACAUGCCACUUAAAUAUUUAAUGCAUUAUGUAAAAUGGCUACUUAGUCUAUAAAGAUAUUAAGUUUGUAUAAACAUAAUGAAGAAUUGUAAAUUGGAGUUGGUAGAAAUGGCUUGUUGCAAUGUUACACGAGUACAUGACGCAUAGAUUCGUUUGCUUUUAGUUGUACUUUUUUGCAGCUUAAGAUGAAAUAACUGCAUAUGCACAGACGUCGCGGAUACGUGCACAUUAUUCGCAAAAAUAUCUAAUGUUUGAAGAAUUUAAAAAAAAAAAACAUAAUUUUU